This is a messenger RNA of Metopolophium dirhodum (rose-grain aphid), 1835 nucleotides long. RefSeq names its product forkhead box protein J1-B-like. Gene Ontology annotation, biological process: regulation of transcription by RNA polymerase II. The record is from RefSeq and is a predicted model, not a curated record. Bases 416 to 1342 code for a protein of 308 amino acids. The transcript has 5 exons. Gene Ontology annotation, molecular function: DNA-binding transcription factor activity, RNA polymerase II-specific; RNA polymerase II cis-regulatory region sequence-specific DNA binding. NCBI's taxonomy places the organism in Eukaryota, Metazoa, Arthropoda, Insecta, Hemiptera, Aphididae.
UCGGAGGUCGCGUGCGGGCAUUCCAGUUAGUAACAAUAAUAUUCUCGGGGGUAGCACGCACCGUGGCACAGCGCACAACACCAUAUUGUAACGGACGUUUUUCGCUAUUUUUUUUUUUUAUCAUAUUUUGAAUUCGUUUUCCAUUUUUCUAAAACGUUGCUCUUCGUCGGGUUCCUUUCCAAUACAAUAUCAACCACCGCGACGUGAUAAGAUACGCGGACGCAAUAAUCGUAGGUACGAUUAUAGACCGCACAGACUUACUCAUUUACCGGACAUUCGUCCCGGGAACGUUGCAGUAUCGUCAUAAUAUAAUAUUAUCAAACUACGUUAACGCGCGAGUCCGGAAGAAGAUAGCGUUUGGACAGCGGUGGUCCGAAUCAAAUGAUUGUUUCAUGUGAGUACAACUGUUUAAAACAUGUUGGAUAUCAAGAGGUCGAUUUCCAUGCUUCCAGCACCAGUAAACUCGGAACCAGACACGGAUCUGACCAGUCUGAACUGGUUGCACAGUUUGACGAACAUACUUACUGUGCCAUCUCUGCCUACGCCUCCUGAUUCGCCUAAUUCACCCACACGUUCAGCAGAUCAGAACCCAAAAAAACUUCCACACAAAAUCCGUUUCCAAAUGAGUUUGGAAAGUGCUGAACAAUACAAAAAUAAUGGAGACAAAAAACCGCCAUUUUCAUACUCUACGUUGAUUUGUAUGGCCAUGAAAGCUAAAGGGAAUAAAGUUACCUUAAGUUCUAUUUAUGGUUGGAUCAGGGAAAAUUUUUUGUACUACCGAAACGCCGAUCCUAGUUGGAAGAAUUCAAUCAGACACAAUUUAUCGUUAAACAAAUUCUUCGUGAAAGUGCCGCGAUCUAAAGAUGAACCAGGUAAAGGAGGAUUUUGGAAGUUUGACGUCGAUUGCUUAGAAGGUGGUGCUCGACGUAAACGAACAAGUAGCCGGAGGCGGGCAAGUCGGAUGCAACAAAAGAACAACGCGAGCAAGGGCCAGGGAGAGAUGACCGUCGAGGACGAAAAAGCACUCCAGUUGGCCGUCAUGUCGCUGCAGGAAGAGGAGCAACGACAUAUGGACAACAAUUUGGACGGUUUCCACCAGCAGCCGAUGAUACUUCCUGUCGACGAGCCGAUGGGCGAACCCGAGUUGAUCUACAGCUGUUCGAUAAACGCAGCCACCGUGGAUCCGUUCAUGUCUUCUGUAGUCGAUUACACGAUAAUCGACAUACCCAACGACCAUCAUCAGCCACAAAUCGCCACGGACGACGAGCUAACCAUGCUCACGAACUUGACGUGGGACGAUUCGCAAAUGGACCUGCUCGAUUCGUUGCUAGACUCGUUGUAGACCGGUUUUAAUAAUAAUUUAUUGUAUUAUUAAUAUUGUGCAGUUGGUAUGCGUUAUCGGAUCCUAUAUACUAUAUCAUUGGCAUUAUUAUACAUAUUAUUAUUGUGUUUUAAUGCCAAAUCCAUUCCAACAUUCCGUUUCGAGUGUUUUGACGUGUCAAAGUGAAACUAGUCUUUUUAUUUUUUAUUUUUUAUUACUAUACUUAAUUAUUUAACUUAGAACGAAACGGCGAGAUCGAAAUUGUGAUACAAACUGUUUGGAUAGAGCUUGAUAACUAUUAGUGUAUACUUAGAUUUAAUUACCCACUACCGUAGGUAAGUCUCUAAAGACGUAGCUAUCUAUCUUACCAGUUUGCAACACAGAUACUUUCCGUUUCACCCUGUAUCGCGAAUGGGAAUACAAAUGACUUGUAUAGAAAAGUCACCCAAUAUUAACCCUAUGAUAAUAUUAUGUAUUUAUGUAAUAAUUUGUCUAUCUUUUCUUUUUACAUACC